CAAAUACAAAAUGGAACAUAAACUCUUUCGGUCGCAUCUGAUGAGCAACUGUUGUCCACUCUAAAGAACAGGGAAACAAUAACGAUGGCGAUUCUCCGAUCUCACUUAAUCGCUUCUGCUCUUAUUCCCCAUAACGCCUAUGGAGCUCAUGCGGGCUCUCUUCGCAGGAGCGUACACUUCAGCUGCGAUACUUCUUCUCUCAGAUUUGGAUGGCAGACAAGUCUUUUCAGGAGGCAGAAACAUUACCGCGGUAACACCUGCUAUGCUUACUCUAUUUUUAGCCCUGACACGCUGCAGUGGGCCUCUUCCAUUUCUUCUGCGGUUUUAAUGUUUUCAAAAGGUACAGCUAUCCAGAAAUCUUUUCUUGUCCCUCUAUUUGCUUUGCAAGCUCCACCUGCUGUAAUUUUAUGGAUCAAGGGUAGGUAUGGCAUUUGGACAGCUUUUCUAGCACUCUUGGUUCGCCUAUUUUAUUUAAUCCCAGGUGAGCUGGAAUUGCCCUUCUUAACAAUGUUGCUUGUGAUUUCUGCUCCUUAUGAAGCAAUAAACCUUCGAGGAAGUCAAGCAGGCACGAUUAUUUCCUUGGCCACGGUUAUAUAUCUGGCUUUUCAGCAUUUCUCAAGGUCGGGGAGCUUACAGAAAGCAUUUGAUCGAGUAUCCUUUAUUGCUACCUUGGCCAUCAUCUGCCUUGUACUUGUGAGUUGCUUACUUUUGUUUUGAGCAAGGUAACUUGAGGAAACUUUGGCAGGUAUUAAAACAGAAAGUCAGGAAAAACAUUCGUAAGGGACAACUGACCUUCUGCCUCUUUGCCAUGUUCAAAUAAAUGUUAAGGCAUGUACAAUAUAUGAUGCAGAAGGCUGACAUGAAAAUGUUCUAUUAUCAUCAAAUAAUCUUGAAGCUCACUCUUUCUUGUGCCAGAUAGCUGAUGGUUUGUUCCAACAGUUGCUUAUAAAAAUGUCCUGUCCUGAUUCCGUUUUCUUUAUAA
Messenger RNA from Phalaenopsis equestris, 982 nucleotides. Its product is annotated as cold-regulated 413 inner membrane protein 2, chloroplastic-like. The transcript has 6 exons. The record is from RefSeq and is a predicted model, not a curated record. Gene Ontology annotation, cellular component: membrane. Lineage: Eukaryota; Viridiplantae; Streptophyta; Magnoliopsida; Asparagales; Orchidaceae. Bases 85 to 717 code for a protein of 210 amino acids.